Messenger RNA from Nematostella vectensis (starlet sea anemone), 3918 nucleotides. RefSeq names its product A disintegrin and metalloproteinase with thrombospondin motifs 14. The transcript is spliced from 25 exons. The record is from RefSeq and is a predicted model, not a curated record. Gene Ontology annotation, molecular function: metalloendopeptidase activity. Gene Ontology annotation, biological process: extracellular matrix organization; proteolysis. Gene Ontology annotation, cellular component: extracellular matrix. Lineage: Eukaryota; Metazoa; Cnidaria; Anthozoa; Actiniaria; Edwardsiidae. Bases 706 to 3852 code for a protein of 1048 amino acids.
UUAGAUAUUACUAACUUUGGCCAACGUAUCAAGCAACAACACUGGGCUUACAGGUCAAGGUCUGCACGAUCUACAUCUAGGAUGUGUAUGUGAGCUGUGGUCUAUCAUUGUUUUAAAUCUCUUUUAUUUUUUACUGUGUUUUCUAAUCCCUUAAACGCAUGGGUUAUGUAAUGUGUAUUGUGCUCUUAAUUCACCUAAUUUGGGUUUCUUUACAAGAAUCACAUGGACAUUAAAGUCUUUUUUAUCCCUAUUUUAACUUAGUUAUCUGAAGUUGACUUUGAGGUAUUUAACUUCAAAAUUAUGCAAUACACCGUAAGCCCUCGUUGUUUAAGUUUUCAAGAUACUCAAUGGCAAGCUAUUUUCUAGCAGGUCUUAAUAGUAUCACUGGACUAUCAUGGUGAUAUCAAGCCUUUCUACUAUCAAAAAAAUCUUAAGAUAUAUUUCAAAUUUUCCCGACGCUUAGUUAUUUUAUUUCUAAUUGUUGAUAGAAACAAUACAGAAUUGCUGUUCUUAUCAUUUCAAACAAAAAGUAUUGUUCCCAAGCAGACAAGCAUGAACUAAAAAUGCAGCUUGAUGAGGAUGCAUUUUAUAUCCUCAAAGCGUCCCCUAUAACUUGGCAAGAGUGCUACCGUCUAGAGGGCGUAACCGAGCUGCUUAACCAUCAGACUUGUCAAGACCCGCGCCUAGGCGUAAGCCCCAGUGACAAUGAAGACAGUUGCGGUAAUGGUAUUCUAUGUGGCACUAAUCGCACCAGUCACAGGCUCGAGAAAGGUCAAUGGUAUACAUCGACGUAUGGCUCGAAAAGAGCUUCACAAGUACUUUGGUGUGACUUCAUUAUUAGAUGGGCCUCAGUACCAAGUCACUCGACCACUGAUGCACCAAGGACACCGUACCAUUGAGUACACCAUACCAGCAUUCGGCCAGAUACUUCAUUUAAGGCUUCGACCCAGCGACCGUCCCUUUGGGCCAGUUGCUAUGGAAACUCAUCACCAUAAUGGGACACGGACGCUCUAUAGGAACAGGGGCGCAUCACAUUGCAUUGGACACGUGAUUGGACAUCCGGGUUCUUAUGUUUCUAUGGACAACCGUGAUCAUCUAUUAGAAGGCAUUAUAUACCUGCCAAGCCAAACCUGGUUUAUUCAACCAAUCAAGAAGCGAAUUGGAACCCGACAUCACCUUGUUACCAAUCUCCAUUUAGUAACAAGGAGAAGCAAAGGCACGAACAGAUAUUUGGAACAAACCCUCAAAGUCAUCAAUCGCCGUAGACGCUCGGUGAGGAGGGAAGAGAGUCGGCUUAAAUACAUGGAGCUGGCCUUAGUAGCAGACAACUACCUAAUAACAGCCAUGGGCGAGCGAAUAGCCUGGUACCAUCUAAUGAUGUUGGCACAUCUGAGCAAUGCAAUGUUCCAUGACGAGUCUAUCGGGUCUCAGAGGAUCAGCCUUGUCGUGGUGAAGGUGAUCAUGAAGAAAGAUGGGUUCGGUUAUGAGAUGGACCUACCUAAGCAAGGCAAGCUUCACGAGCUCUCCAAAUGGGCGAAAGGGUACUUCCCUACGGAUGAUAAAGACAGCAGACACCCCGAUACGGUAGCACUGGUUACAAGGGGAGGAUCAGGAGGACUCGCCAAAUUGGCGUCUACUUGUCACGAUGCACUUGGAGUUCUGAUGGUAGCCGACGUGGGACUGGGGACUAGUCAGGCACUUACACACGAAAUAGCACACACGAUGGGCGCGGUUCAUGACGGGGGGAGGAAUGACUGUCCGGAUGCAACUUACAUCAUGUCACACUCCAUCGCUGGAGGAAAAAAUGCGCAGAAAUGGUCACCGUGCAGCCGAGAGAGCAUACAAAAGUUUCUGAGUGGUCCAUCCUCAAGUUGCCUUGACGACAAGCCAGGAAGCAUUGUACACGAGCCAUAUUUAUUCCGGAAACUACCCGGCCAGAUCUACAACCGAGACGUACAGUGCAAGCUGAACUACGGACCCGAGUACAAGCACUGUAAACAAAAGCUGUCUGAUUGCGGCUCACUCUUCUGCUCACGUGAGGAUAAUGGCGCAACUUGUGUCAGCCGCGUCUCGCCACCCGUCGACGGCACUAAAUGUGGAGAUAGACACUGGUGUAUUAGCGGGGAGUGCGUGGAUGACGGAUCACCGAUGAUUGACGGGGGGUGGAGUAAGUGGUCGGGCUAUGGGCCCUGCUCAUCAGAUUGUGGCCAGGGGGUACAAUGGAGGACCCGUUCAUGCACAAAUCCGAGACCGUCUGGUGGAGGAAGCAAAUGUGAAGGACCAUCGAAAUCUGAUUGGCGUAUAUGUAACUCCGGGGUUUGUGCAUUUGGCAGCAAGACAUCUCGUCAAACUCAAUGCGAUGUUGUUCAACCAGGCAGCACUGCCUACAUAAAGUCAGCAGACCCUUGCAGGUUGUAUUGUAAAGUUGGCCUUUUUUUACAUCCUCACCGCACGGUGCAUGACGGGACUCGUUGUAGUAAGGACCCGGAUGUUAAGGACGUCUGUAUUCAAGGCGUCUGCAAGAGUGUGGGCUGUGAUCACGUGUUGGAGUCGGGCAAGAGGCAGGAUCGAUGCGGGGUGUGUAAUGGCGACGGUACCAAGUGCUUCCCCGUGAAAGGAUCCUACACGGAGGACUACAGGAAGUGGGGGACGGGUAACGCUGCUGUAAUGGUCACUAUUCCUGUUGGCGGAAGACACAUUUUUGUACGAGAUCGAGAAGGGGAUGCUAAUUUAAUUGGCGUGCAAGACUCUGCGGGAAAGUUCUUGUAUAGUACACCAUCCUUUAGCAAGCACGUCCGUGCUGCAGGGACGACUAUAAUUUACCAUCAUGAGAAUGUGAAUGACCGUGAAUGGCUCUACAUUAGAGGACCAACAAAAGAAAAGCUCAAGAUAGUGUUCAUUUACUUCAGUGGACAAAAUAAUGGCGUAGACUACCAAUUCUACGCGCCUGGCAAGUCAACAAUUACCCCAGACCAGGUCUGGUGGAAAGUAUCAACAUGGUCAGCCUGCUCUAAGAAUUGUGCUGGAGGACUUCAGAAUCGCACUGUGGAAUGCAAUCGUGCUGACGACAAGACAUACGUCCGUGACGAGAUCUGUCAGAAAAAAGAGAAGACACCGGACAGAAUUCGGCCGUGCAACACCGGACCAUGCUCACCAGAAUGGCAUUUAUCUCAGUGGAGGCCAUGCUCGAAGACCUGUGGCAAAGGGACUCAGAUCCGAAUCCUGCAAUGCCGUCGGCAAAUCUUUGAGGGACGCUACGAGGAGAUGCCCGGAUGGAGGUGCGGAAAAAGACAUUCGGAGCUACUAAAGAGGGAUUGUAAUAAAAGGGGGUGCCUCCCAGAAUGGAACCCCCUCUCAUGGGGCAAGUGUUCAAAGACAUGUGCUGGAGGUUUCGUCACACGAGAACUUAGUUGCAAUCAAUUGAACGCUGAGGGACGAUACAUACCCGUCACACCAAACCGCUGCCGUGACGCGGUGCGGCCCCCCACCAAGGAGCCGUGCAACAGCGACGUCAUGUGUCCUGCCCCAAAACUCCCCUUAUCAGGCCCCGUCCCGAGAUACAAGCCUCUUGGUUGCUUCCGGGACGGUCGGCCCUUCGCCAUUCCUGUCCUGGUCAGCAGUGUACGAAGUGAAAUCGAUUGGUCCAAUAUGAAGACGACAGUGGACGCAUGCGCACGACUAGUCAAGCACAGGAACCCCACCUAUCGUGUGUUUGGGGUCAAGUUCUACGGGGAGUGCUGGUCGGGGAAAGACGCUCAGAACACGUAUGACGAGUAUGGCAAGGACGACAUAAAGAAGUGCUACAAGGGCGUAGGCACACACGAUAACUACUACGUGUACCAGUUUGAAUAAAGAGGAUGUAUAGCCCAGACUAGUCCCAGGCGACAUGACGAAAAACCUGGAAAACGCGCAAUUCCA